UCGCGAUUAUCACCGCACGCGAGCACGUGCGUGCGUGUGCGUGCGUGCGCGUGUGCGUGUAGUCGUCGGUCGUUGUUUCAAGCUUGAUCGAAGCUCGAUCGAAGCUCUAUCCGCGUUCGCGUGCGGCCGUUUUGAUCUCGAGCGCGCGCACGCGCGCGCUCUCCCGCGUUUUUCGACGCAAAGACUCGAUCGAACACACAUGUCGAGAGCAGAUUGAAAAAAGAGCGGUUCGCACAGCUCGAACAGCGUGAAGAAGGAAAAGAAUCGCGGCCGAUGGUGGCGUACCGUUGGUCGCGCGUUGAUCCUAGGUAUCGGCAGCGUAAUGACAUCGUAUUGACUGGCGUGGCUAGAGAAAGGUGAAUCGUAGUAAGUAACAGUCUGACCGCGUACUUGGCGGUGUAGAUCGUCUCGGCCCCGUGCAACGGACGAAGCGGUAUCGUUAGUUGGCUGGCGUUCGUUGACGCACCGCCAGUGGCACACUUGUCGCUUGGAAAGGAGAAUAGACUUUCUCCUUCUCGUCGUUCCUCCGUCGUACCACCGCCACCUUUCGUCUCUCUCUUCCAUAGGAAGGAUCUACAGCUCUCGAGCUCGGGACUUGCACGUCGGCGACGAACGAGUGACAGCGACGACGAAGACGAAGACGAAGACGAAGACGACGACGACAACGACGAAGACGAAGACGAAGACGACGUGGGUGCCGAGAGCGAGGACGAGGACGAGGACGAGAACGAGGACAAGGAGUAAAGCUAGAAGGAAAGUCCGGCCGAGGAGGAAAACUAGAACGUGAACAGACGAAUAAUUCACCGAGGAUCGGCGAAGAAGAUAUUUGUGGUGUAUAGGGAACCGGGAAGCCCAAUCGAGAACGAGAAAGAAGAGAAGAGAAGAGAAGAGAAGAGAAGAGAAGAGAAUACGAGAGAAGAGUGGUAAUCGGUCGUAAAGUCAAGAUGAGAGUACAUCGUGGAAUUUGCGCGAAACUUCAAGGAGGAUUCCUGAGGCGAUGGUGGGCAGCGGUGGCCAUCGGGGCAUUGAUGAUCAUCGUGGCGGCGAUUUUGGCGGCAGUUUUCCCAAAGCUGGUCGACGUGCUGCUCAACAGAGAGAUCGCCCUUCGAGACGGUGGCCGUACGUUCAACUGGUGGCGGGAGCCGCCGGUGUCUCCUCGACUCAGCAUCUACAUCUACAACGUGACGAACGCCGACGAAUUUUUAAACGAUGGCGAGAAACCGGCGUUGCAGGAGCUCGGCCCGUACGUCUACGUGCAGCACUGGGAGAAGGUCGACGUGCAGUUCCACGACAACGACACGUUGUCGUACAAGUUGAGGAAGGAGUUUACAUUCGCACCGGAGUUGUCGGUCGGCAUGGAGGAGGAUCUGGUGGUGGUGCCGAACGUGCCGAUGCUCUCGGCGACCAGCCAGUCGAAGCACGCGGCGCGUUUCCUCAGGCUGGCGAUGGCCUCGAUCAUGGACAUACUACGGAUAAAGCCGUUCGUCGAGGUGUCGAUCGGCCAGCUGCUCUGGGGCUACGAGGACCCGUUGCUCAAGCUGGCCAAGGACGUGGUCCCGAAGGAGCAGAAGCUGCCGUACGAUCAAUUCGGCCUGCUCUACGGGAAGAACGGAACGAUGCCCGACUGGUUCACCAUCUUCACCGGUCAGCGAGACAUCGGCAAAUACGGGAUCCUGGACAAGUGGAACGGAAAGAGCAGCCUCGGCCACUGGACCGCGCCGGAGUGCGACAGCGUGGCCGGCAGCGACGGCAGUAUCUUUCCGCCGCCCAUCACCAAGCAGACGGUGCUCAAAGUGUUUGACAAGGAUCUUUGCAGGGCGUUGCCCCUGGUCUUUAAGGAAGAGGUGACCACCGCCGGUGGCGUUCCCGGGUACAGGUUCGUCCCGGCCAAGGACGCGUUCGCCUCUCCGAGCAGAUUGGAAUCGCAGCGAUGCUUCUGCCCGGCGGGUCCACCAUGCGCUCCCGAGGGAACUUUCAACGCCUCCCUCUGCCUCUACGAUUCCCCGGUGUUGCUCAGUUUUCCGCAUUUUUAUCUUGCGGACCCGGCUCUUCGGGACGCGGUGACCGGUAUAUCACCGCCGAUCGAGGACAAGCAUCAAUUCUACAUCGACGUCCAACCGAUGAUGGGCGCGUCGCUGAGAGCCAAGGCGAGAGUUCAGAUAAAUCUGGCGGUCAGUCAGGUGCGCGACAUCAAACAGGUCGCCUCGUUUCCUGACAUUGUCUUCCCGAUCCUCUGGUUCGAAGACGGUAUCGACGAGCUUCCGGCCGAGAUGCGAGGCCUGAUGAAGAUGGCGGUGGAGAUACCGCCGAUAGCUCGGGCAGCGAUCUCCGGGGCUCUGGCAGCGAUAGGGGCGAUCGUUUUGAUAGGAGCGCUGCUGUGCCUGGCGCGUGCCGCCAAACGGCAGGAGAAACUCCACCUCACCAACCCGUUGCCGUCCAACGUCACCGCGAGCAAGACCGCUGGCCAGCUGAAUCCGGCCUUUCAAAAUUCCUCCGGUUCCAAGUAGGAGGCCUCCAACCAGGUUUCGUUUUUUUUUCGGCUGUUCCGAUCAUGGUUGUUUCCGCGUGUCCUUUCUGAUCUUGAGCGACGAGGCGCGGGUCAUACUUUCUACCUUGGUGUCUACCAAUCCUCUCGAAGGGAUGCGAGAAAACCGCGAGAAAGCGAGAGACGAGCAAAGAGAGAAAGAGGCAAACUGGGGUGUUUUCAUCUUUUUUUCGCCCUGCCUCUUUUCCGUCGUUCUGUCGUCCUCGUCGUCGUCGUCGUCGUCGUCGUCGUCGUUGUUCUGUCUUGCAAUUAGAAGCAGGAAAUGCGAAAGUGGGGCUAGUAGCGGAGAGCAAGGGAGUGUCGCGUCGACGUUUACUUUUUCGUGGGAAAAUCUUUCGCGUAUUUUCGCCGAGCGAACGAAUUAAGGAUUCGAAUCGUUUCCGUGAAUCUGCGCGAGUCGAAGAGCGAACGAGUUAAGAAAGCGAAGCGGAAAGGCGUCGAGAAAGUACGCGAAAGGAUGUAACGGUGUGCGUGUGCGUGUGUGUGUGUUUGAGCGUGUUGCGUGUCGCGUGUACGUGCGCGUGUAGAGGAAGAUAAAAAAAGAAAGAAA
Molecule: messenger RNA, 3095 nt
Organism: Frieseomelitta varia
Lineage: Eukaryota; Metazoa; Arthropoda; Insecta; Hymenoptera; Apidae
Gene: emp
Product: scavenger receptor class B member 1
Exons: 7
Coding region: 945-2507 (520 amino acids)
Cellular component (GO): membrane; lysosome; cytoplasm
Molecular function (GO): scavenger receptor activity
Source: RefSeq, a predicted model, not a curated record